Messenger RNA from Momordica charantia (bitter melon), 804 nucleotides. Its product is annotated as protein PHLOEM PROTEIN 2-LIKE A1. Gene Ontology annotation, molecular function: carbohydrate binding. The record is from RefSeq and is a predicted model, not a curated record. NCBI's taxonomy places the organism in Eukaryota, Viridiplantae, Streptophyta, Magnoliopsida, Cucurbitales, Cucurbitaceae.
UCCCUACUGUGAGAAAAAUGGGCAAUGAGAUCUCGAGUUUCAUGGAUUUUCUGCAGCACGGAAAUCAGCCUAACGACGCCACCGGAAGAGUGGAUGAGCUUAGUGAUGUCAAAUUCCCUGAUGGAGAACUCUUGUACGACAACAAAAAGAUGCGUUGGUUUGAUGAGAAUUCAAAUAAAUGUUACAUGUUAUUUCCCAAAGCUCUCUCAAUAGAAUGGAGUUCAGACAACAGGUACUGGAAAUGGCAUUCGAAGUUAAGCAGUAGCAAUAAGACUAUUAAAAUCAUAGAGCUUCUAAACGUGUGUUGGCUUGAAAUCAAUGGGAAGAUUAAGGAAUCUGACCUCUCACCAAACACAUUGUACGAGGCAGUAUUUGAGAUCAAGAUCACAGAGGAUGCGUACGGAUGGAACGUUCCAGUUACCAUCAGCCUCACGGAGCCAGAUGGGAAAAUCUAUAAGAAUAAAGUAACAUUGAAGGAAAAGAAAAAAGCUGAGUGGGUGAAGAUACCGAUAGGCGAAUUCAAGGUUGUUCCUGACAAGUCUGGCGACGGCGAGAUCAAGUUUAGCAUGUAUAAAUAUGGAGGACACUGGAAGAGGGGGAUGAUCCUCAAAGGUAUUGUCAUUGAACCAAAGGUGAACAAAAAUAAAACAUCACAUUAACCGAACUUGAUGUGAUGUGGUGUAUGUAUCUCAACUAAACAUUCAUAGCCUGAGUUUGGAAAACAAUGUAAGCAGAAUAUGAAACAUCCUCAAGUUGAAACUAUUAUUAUUAUUUGGAAAGGGAAACAGCGAAAAAUUAUGGCUC